UGCUGGGACGAGUAGUCUACCGGGAUCCCAACCGCUGAGCGCAAUCGCCGAACGUACCAUGUCUGGCGCCGAAGAAAGUGAUGAGGAAGAAGAAGAUGUGGAAGGUGGUUGGCAAACGGCGAAAUCUAUCGGAAAUCGGGAAUUUGUGGUGAGAUGGGAUUGCCCAUUUGGGGAGCGAAACGUCAAACCGUGUGUUGUUGGAGCUAGCGGAUCAACCAGGGGAGAAUGGAGGAGAGGAUUUAUAGUGUAUGGUCUGCGAGAGAUGGCGAACCGGGCCUCGCUGACGAUGUUUUCGGUGCUAGUGCAAGAGCUGGCUCCAGGCGAGUCUGCGCAGCCUACUGCAGACGAGAAACUAUUGGCAGUCCCCCUGCUAGCCCUUAUGCAUUACACCAAGCUCAUCACUACCCUCCAUCUAGUCACUGUCGGUGCUGUUGAUCGCGUUCGACCUGGUCUCCUACACCCAGAAGGACAAGCAAAAUGGGAUGCAUGGAGUGAAGCACAGACGACUCCUGGAGAAGAUUGCAAGCGUUUAUAUGUUGAAAAAGUCAUCGAGGUUAUCUCGUCUAUGCCGGGUCGCAAUACCCUCGCCAGUCGCUUAGCAGACGCCCAAGAAAGCGAAGGCACCCGUCAAAAUCUCAAUCUAAGAGGAUUGGGUCGCAGAAUAGGUACAACCAGACCGACUGCCACUACAACCGCACCAGCCACCUCUACCGCACCCGCCGUCCCUCGUAAUGUCCCACCGCCCGAACCACAAUCUCCAAACGCAUCUUUUGCUGCGAGAAGGAGCACGAGGGUGAACCAGUUGCGAGUCCAGCAAGCUGGUCUCUCUUUUGAAUCACCGACACCUCAAGUCGGAGAUCCAUCUGCGGCACCCAUGUUGAAUUUGCGAGGGAGAAAAAAUGAUCCGACCAAAUUAUUUGCCAUCACACCAAACUCUUCCACACUACUCGCCUCGCCAGCCGGUUCUUCACCGAGAUAUGGUGCCAACAGAAAUAGAAGUCGAUCUAAUAGGAGAAAGUCCCUUCUCGGUCCAGGUCAAAAGGGAGGUUUCCUGAAUGCAUUCACUCCUAGCCGUCCUGGUGGGUUUGAAGAUUCGAGCCUACUACACCAUGAUGGUACUUCGACGGCAGAUUCGUCAUUGAUGGCAUUGAGUCCGAUGAAACUUAACAUUCAGGCUGAAGGGAAUGAUGAUCGCUCUGUCGAUGCAACCUCUCGUGAUGCCUUUUGGCUUGCCCAGGUUCACUUUCAAACGGGCGAUUAUGCUCGAGCCGAAAGGCUACUAACGCGACCCUUUACGAUCAAAAACGCCCAAGAUAUUUCGGUAUCAGACUCUCCGAUAGACCCAGGACCAGGCUCUACAUCAUUUGGAUUCGCGUUAGGA
Acaulospora colombiana is the source of this 1381-nucleotide messenger RNA. The record is from the annotation of a GenBank genome assembly. Lineage: Eukaryota; Fungi; Glomeromycota; Glomeromycetes; Diversisporales; Acaulosporaceae.